Molecule: messenger RNA, 2025 nt
Organism: Rhizoctonia solani
Lineage: Eukaryota; Fungi; Basidiomycota; Agaricomycetes; Cantharellales; Ceratobasidiaceae
Product: cation transporter/ATPase, amino-terminal protein
Exons: 8
Coding region: 1-2025 (674 amino acids)
Source: RefSeq, a predicted model, not a curated record
AUGUCUCUCCGCCCGACAGGAGCUGAGAAGGCACAAUGCAAGAAAUCUCCUGUUGAUUUGGUUGGCCUUGAUCCCCAUGACGUCCAGCACAAUUUUAUUCCAGCUACCGGCCCAAUGGACGUCAACGGUCUCAGUGGCAAUGACAAAACCCUCAACGCACACAAUGAAGACAAACGGGAGGGCAAUGCACCCAAACCUGUUGGUGAUCAUCCGUCUGACGCUGCUCAAGUGGAGCCAGAGUACAUGCCUUUUGAUCCACCCCCUCCGCCCAAGCCUUUUGAUAGCGCCAAGAUCACCAACCCGCAUCCAGACAAGACAGCCGGUGGGGUUCUACAAUGGGUCGUCAACGUUGAGCGUCCGUUGCCAUACGCUGUGAUUUUGGAAGACCAGGAGAUCUUUGAAAUAGCUCAUUGGCUCGCAAACCAGCCGCUAAGUGACAAAGGUAGCAAUGCCUUUCUCAAAAUGAGUAGGAACCAAGACUUACCCUGGAAGAAUGUGCAACAAUUCAACAAGAGCAUCGACUCGAUGCCCCAUGGUCCUGGCUGUGAGAUGUGGACAGGUGAUUGGUGGUGGCAAAUGCAGAACAUUCUUGGCAAGGGCGCAACCGUAUGCCCCGUGAUUCUAGCCAGCGACAAAACUCAACUCACAACGUUGAGUGGAGGUUGCCAGGCGUGGCCGGUGUAUCUAAUGAUUGGCAACAUUAGCAAGCGCAUUCACCGCCGCCCUGGAGAAGGCACUUCACUUCUAGUUGGGUACAUACCAGCGGAUAGCCUUGAGACCUGUUACUCCAAGGAGGACAAACGCUGUGAGGCAAGAUGGAAGCUCUUCCACAAAGCCAUGGUGCUCAUUGUUUGGCCAUUUGCAGAGGUAUCUUGCAAAGGCAAAGAGGUGGUAUGCGCCAAUGGCGGAGUCCGUUGUGUGCAUCCAAUCUUGGCGGCGUACAUGGGCGAUUUGGCAGAGCAGUGGCUAGUAACUUGCACUCAACAAGAUCAUUGUCUGGUCUGCCUGGUUCCACCGGACAAAAAAGGCAACAUUUUCAAUUGUUAUCCCCAACGUACGCGCAAACAGGUGCUCCAGGCAAUUGAUGAUUAUGUGCAUGGGGUACGCAAUACAAUCAAGACACUUGGAAUACGCAAGAUCAAGAAGCCUUUCUGGUUGCGUAUGCUGUUCACCAAUAUCUUUGGCUGUAUGCCUCCAGAUAUCUUGCACCAGCUGGACAAGGGCAUUUUUGGGGACUAUAUGGUCAAAUGGAGCCGCCAUAUCCUUGGAAAGGGGGAAUUCAACCGCUUGCAGCACUUCAAGUUUGGUAUCAAACCUAUCCCCAGCAACCAGUGGACGGGUAACAAAGCUAAGAGCCUGGGUCAAGUUUUCUUGUCUACUGUCACUCCUGGUUCACAAACCGACCUCAUUUGCGCUGCGUGGGCAAUUGUCAAUUUUCAGACACGCGUACGGCUCCCGGAGAUAUCAGACAACCAGCUUGGAGAUCUGGCCAACAAUCUGCGCGUCUUCCACGGGUGCAAGGGGAUCUUUCUGACCUUGGGUGCAAACAAGUUGUUGAACAAGUUCCAUGGUAUUACUAAACUACAUAUGUUUAUGCACUACGCUGAGUGGAUACGGCGCAUGGGAACUCUUGACGGUUAUAAUACCAAAAUAUCCAAACAGCUGCACAUUGAUUGCGUGAAGAAGCCUUGGCGCUCUACGAACCAUGUGGAUGCAACGGAACAAAUGACCGUUCAGCUUCAGCAUAAGGAAACUUGGGCAAUUGCGUGUGCUCACAUGUAUGAGAUUGGCCGGCUUCCACAAAGUCUGCAAACACAUUACAAGUCCUGUGGAGCGGUCAAAAGUGCGCUGCAAACUGGCGUUCUGGUGGUGGAGAAGCAAGACAAGGAAGAUUUGAGCAAUGAGGUGGAGCAGCCACGAGAGCGGGCGGAUCUACCUUGCAAAGACUCCGACGCAGCUCCAAGCAACCGGUACUUAUCUUUCCAAGAUGCACGGGGCAAGGCAAAUUGUUGUACACCACUGUAA